This is a messenger RNA of Chironomus riparius, 3606 nucleotides long. NCBI's taxonomy places the organism in Eukaryota, Metazoa, Arthropoda, Insecta, Diptera, Chironomidae. The record is from the annotation of a GenBank genome assembly.
AUGGAAAGUGGAUUGGAAAAGCAAAUCAAUGAAUUUCUUGAAAAGUUUUCAAAUCGUUCUGUGGAAGAUGACUUUAUGUACAAUACAGGCUUAAUUAGAGCCCGCAGUAACAAUAUGGAUGAUUAUGAUGCACUGGAAAUGACAGAAAAGUAUGUUGACUUCUCGGACCCAUCACAAUCAGAGAAUAGACAUUCUUAUCAACAACAGAUGUCAGUUAACAGUGCAACAUCGGUGCAAACCGUAAUUUUCAAUAAUUCAUCGCUGACGGGAAAUGAUUUAAUAGCUCAAAUGAAUGCAUCAGAGAGUUUAUCAUCAAUUUUAACUAGAUCAAGUGGGAGUAGUCAUAAGCAUAAGACAUUAAGUGUUAGUUCGGCUGAGGAGCCAUUGCAUAUAUCAGAUGUUGCUGAUUUGCUGCACCAACAGUAUGCCAUCAUUACAGGUGGAAGAUCCAUGGAAGGAUCGCCAAUAAUAACCUUUCCGGACCAUAAUAGUUUCCAUUUAUUAAAUGAUAGAGAUUAUCAGAGAUUAAUACAGUAUUUAGUGGGAGUAACAAGUUUACAAGAUGCCGAUCUCGGAUUUCAUUUGAUAAUCGAUCGUCGUAAGCAGUCGUGGGCGUCAGUCAAGUCAGUAUUAGCGAGGAUCUCAUCGUAUUUUCCAGGAAUUGUACAAUGCGUUUAUGUGAUAAGGCCAUCAGGCUUCCUACAAAAAGCUAUUUCAGAAGUUAGUUCAAAGUUCUUUAAAGACGAAUUUCGCUUCAAAAUGAUUAUCUGCGCUCAAAUCGAUGAGCUUCAUCACUUUAUACAUAAAUCACAAUUAACAAUGGACUUGGCUGGUGAUUUAUUCUAUUCGCAUCAUGAAUGGAUUCAACAGAGAAUUUCGCUGGAGAAUUUUUCUGCUCAAACAACACUUGUUGCUCACCAUUUAGAGAUCUUUAUGCGAACAAUUCACGAUACAGAAUUUCCAAAUUCCACAGAAUCAACAGAAGCGCUAUUGGUUGAGCAAGGUAUCGAGUAUACAAAAUUAAAGGAUGAGAUUCUGCAAGUAGGACAGAAGGGUGAAGAAUUGCUAGCAGAAAUAAGAAGAAAAGCUGAAUUAUGUGUGGAUCGAGUGGGGAAUUUAAGUUCAAUAGAACGUCGCGAUACCUCCAGAUUAAUUGUACAAUUGCAAGAGACGGAAAUGAGGUUCGAUCAUUUCUAUGAAGAGCACACGAAAGAACUUAGGAUUUGCUUAGAGUUGCGACGUUUUGAGCAGGACUUUAGGGAACUUCAGACCAAAUUCGAUAGCUAUUUAAAGAUAAUGAACGAAAUGACAGAGAUUGGUGAUACGGUCGUAAGAAUCGACCAAUUAAUUCAAGAGACACAUUCAUUCCGGCAAUCGUGUGAUGAGGAUGUUGAGAGGGCAUCGAGUGUGAUAGAGAAUGGGAGGUCCAUUAUCGAAAAUAAUGAUAAAAUCUCCUCAAAGGAUACCGUUGAGCCAAAAUGUAAUGAACUGAAUCGUAUGUUGGAAAUGUUUAAUGAGAAAGUAUCAAAGCGUGUAGAGACAUUAACGAAUGCUCAUCGACUAAUGGAGCGAGUCGAGAAGGCUAAUGAAUGGUGUGCCAAAGGAAUUGAUUUACUUGCGUCACAAAGGAUUGAGAAUAUGUCACUGUCGUCUGAUAUUGCUGAGCAGAAGUUGCAAGACAUUUUAGCUUUUGUUGAAUCAGCAAAAGAUUUUGAGCUUUCUAGUCUUAAAGACCUUAAGAGCUGUCAAGAAGAAAACACAACUUCACUCGAAACGAUUAUAUUGUCUCAAGUUCUACAGCGAAUAGAUGACGUUACUCUCAUGUGCGAUAAGCGAAUUGCAACGUUAAAGAAGUCAGCAUGCAAACCAGCACGUCCAGUACAAAGUGUUCAACCAGAGCCGGCUGUUCCUCUACAACCAAAUUCAGGUGCACCAAACUUAUUAAGAGGCCGUAAAAAUUCAGGACAGAGGGUUGACAAUUACAUAACAAGACCGUUGUCAUGUGAAGGACCCUCUGACUCAGGUGUGUCGGUGAGCAGCGAGAACAUCUUUAGUCCCGAUGGAGAUAAUACAUCGCUUACGGCACAAUCUCAAACGGACUAUGAAUCUCGAAAAGUGAGGCAAAAGCACGUGCUGACUGAAUUACUUGAGACGGAAAGAAUUUAUGUCAAUGAAAUGAGAUCAAUAUUGACAGGUUAUAAAGAUAAAUUACUUUCGGAGGAAAUGCAAUCGAUGGUUCCAGCUGGUUUGCAGGGCAAUGCUGACAUUCUCUUUGGCAAUCUCCAAGAAAUUUAUACUUUUCACUCGGAUGUGUUUCUAAAGGACUUAGAAAAUUCCAUUUGUUUGACUGAGCUCGUAGCACUUUGUUUUGUUCAGAGGCGUGAUGUAUUUUUCCGCUUAUACUCUUAUUAUUGCCAAAAUAUCCCGCGUUCGGAGAGAUUACGAGAGACACUCGUUGACACUCAUUUAUUUUUAUCUGAAUGUCAAAAGAAACUCGGUCAUAAGUUGCCAUUAGCUGCAUAUUUGUUGAAGCCAGUACAAAGAAUCACAAAAUAUCAAUUAUUGCUCAAGGAUUUGCUUAAAUUCAGUGACUCGGGAACAUGCACGAAGGAAUUACAGAAAGCUUUAGACUGCAUGUUGGUCGUCUUAAAGUGCGUGAACGACUCAAUGCAUCAGAUUGCUAUAACUGGAUUUCCGGCUGAUUUGUCACAACAAGGAGAUUUGUUACUUCAAGAUUCGUUCCAAAUCUGUUCGGAAAAUAAGAAGGAUAUUAAAUUAAGGAUAAAGCCACAGCAACGUCACGUAUUUCUGUAUCAGAAAGCAAUUCUGUUCUGUAAACAAGAUACAAAAACUGGACAUAAUAAAUCAACUUAUCAGUUUAAGCAUUGGUUAAAGAUGUCCCAAAUUGGUUUGACUGAGUCAGUACGAGGUGAUGUAAAGAAAUUCGAGGUAUGGCUGCAGGGUCGAAGUGAAGUACAUACAUUCCAAGCUGCAACAAUUGAAAUCAAAGGAAAAUGGGUUUCAGAAAUCAAAAGGGUCUUGAUGAAUCAAUUAGAGGAACUGAAAGAUGAAAAGAUCAAACAAUACGGAAAUCAUGUCAAUCACAGGCCAUUGAAGCAAUCAAAUUCAGGAUCGUACGAAGUUCCAUCAAUGAACAUCAAUCAACGUGCAAUGAGUGUUGAGAGUACGCCUGAGAAUGCCAAACAGAGAAAUAUUACGCCACCGAUAACGGUUGCUGAUGAUGCAAAUAAUACAUGGAAUUCAACUGGAAUCAGCGCAUCAUCAUCAGAGCAUGAUAAUCAUGAGACCAAUGCGUGGAGCUCCGAUUGUUCAAAUAGUGAAGAUGAUAAUACAUUUUUAGAAGAGAAUGCCGUGCCGGGUACAAAGUUUAUCGCACUAGCUGAUUAUAACGCAAUGGGAAAUUCAGAAGUAUCGUUGAAAGAAGGAGCUACAGUUGAAUUGAGGAAACUGGGCUGUGCUGGUUGGGUCUUUGUAAAGAAAUUAGAUGAUGAAACGGAGGGAUGGGUUCCCUGUGCAUUUCUACAAUCGACCGGAUCAAUGGAGAGUAGCAUUAAAAAGUCAUCGAAACACAAACACAGAACUUAA